AUGGGGAGGAGACCUGGAAAAAAGACUCUCAGCACCCACUGCAGAUGGACACUCAGCCUGUCCCCAAGCAUCAAUCAGCAGCUCCCCCCAGUUAAUACUCUGAGCAUAUGGAAUAUCCCCUUGGCCAGCACAGCCCUGUACCAGCUACUGAGAAGAAAAUUGACUCUGUACCAGCUGAAACCAGGACAAGCUGUAACAAGGUGUGACAAAUAUGUGCCAUUACAGUCCAUAACCAGCUGUGGAAGGUGGUGCAGUCAGCUGUGGAAGUCCUGGGACCUGUUUAGCAGCUCAGAGGAAACUGCAGCAUUUUGGAAGUGCUGGAAGAAACCCCAUGUGUGUGCCUGUCCUCAUCCUCGGUCCAGAUGUUUUGGGGUGGGACCUGUGACCCUUCAGCCUCCAAAUCCUUCACAAGAACUCAUCAGAUGCAAGCUGGAAGAAAAUACUGCCUUAAACCUCCAUCUGUUUCCCUUGAAAGCUGAUGGCUGCUCCACGCCUGACCCCUGGGGAGGCUCUGAUGGCUGGGAGCACCACAGAGGGAUGUGCUUUGCAUCCUCCUUGUCCUGUCCCCCAGCAGCCACAGAGCCCAGGGGAUGUGGAGACAUGGGCUGGUGUAAAAUGGGCCACUGUGAUUGCUGGGAGGACAAGAACACUUGUGUGCCAGCUCCAGAAUAACCAGUCUACCCAGUCUUGGCUGUUGAGGCCCUGGUGUUUCACUGAGCUCGAUUUUGGGACCUGCCACCCAGCAGGGGUAAGGAACAGACAAAAUGCCACCACUCAAAGCAGAAGGAGGCUGUUUCCCUUCACUUCCCACUCCUCUGCUGCUGACAGACAGGGCUCACCCAGCGGAAAGGCUGGAGGAGGCUGCUCCUCUGCUGGAGCAGAUAGAAGUAAUUAGUCAAAUCACUGCGGCGCAGAGAGGGAAGCUGGCCCAUCUCCUCUGUGCUGCAAAUGACUCAUUGCAUAACAACUUCAGUAAAGGGGGAUUUUUUUUUUCCCCUUUCUACUUUGAGCAGGGAAAAAGAGAGAUGAGUUUUUCAAAAGGCCACCAAGGCUUUUGUUUGAGAGCUUUGCCUUCCAGGUCUCCUAGGACCACUGAGAAAAGUCAUGACCUGAAUAAA
Messenger RNA from Catharus ustulatus (Swainson's thrush), 1118 nucleotides. RefSeq lists its product as uncharacterized. The coding region runs from base 1 to 672 and encodes 223 amino acids. The record is from RefSeq and is a predicted model, not a curated record. The transcript is spliced from 5 exons. NCBI's taxonomy places the organism in Eukaryota, Metazoa, Chordata, Aves, Passeriformes, Turdidae.